Messenger RNA from Xyrichtys novacula (pearly razorfish), 35693 nucleotides. The record is from the annotation of a GenBank genome assembly. Lineage: Eukaryota; Metazoa; Chordata; Actinopteri; Labriformes; Labridae.
GCAUUUCUGAGUUGUCUUUGAACGCAGCACCAUUGAAGCCCCUAAGUGAUGAUGGGACUGAAGGGGGAGGGUUAAUAACCGAGCUCCCGUUGAUGCUGAAGAGCUAUCUGUGCAGCAGAGCAACCGCAGAGUUCAGGACGCAUCCCCACAACCGAAGCUCGUGCGCGUCCCUCCGUUAUUUCUACCUUCUCUGUUGGGUCGGAGCAGAACCGGAGCUAAGCUGGAGUCGGCGGUGCACUGUCCUCCUCCGGACCCGCAACAGUUCCAGUGGAGCGGCACCGAGCGGCAGCCUCCGCCCUGGACCGAUGAACUGGCUGAGAUGUCCCGGCACAUCUACACUCGACACGGGAUAGGAGAAGGGAUGCAGAAGCCCGUGUUUCAGGUAGGGAAAUGAACCACAAAUGCGCUCUUUCCUCCUUCUACUCUCGUUUUAAGAAAAAUAUAUACAUCCAAAAUAGGACUAACAAUGAUUGCAUUAAUAGGAAAAACUGCACAGUUUUUUAUGUUACAGAAACACGAAAAAACUGGUUGAAAAAAAAAAAUCGUCACUGAUUCCCACAGUCACCAAACUCCUCACGCUGCUCCCAGUUAAACAGGAGCUUCAUUUUUCAUCACAGCUAAUGAGCCCCUGAGGUGUCAUUAAUCAAGCAAGAGCUCAGGUCCUGCAGUAUGCUGAGUAUCUGACUUAUUCAGAGAGAAAUUAAAAUUGGCUCUUAAUUAUUCAGCAUUAUCUGACAGAACUUCACUCAUGAUGUAUGAGGUAAUCCAAGUCACUUUUUGUACCAGGGAGGACAUAGAUUUUUAGCUCUGAAACAGAAUUUACUGCACAUGGUUGAUAUUGAUUUAUAUGAAUCAGUUAUUCUACUGCCAAUGUCCUGAAGUGCAUUACAACACUUUUUUCAGCAACUGUUACCGCAUCAUUGCAUUACUGUGAAAAUGUGUUAUUGCAAAAUAUCAGACCAGUGUAAAAUUUGCAAUGUUGUCCACAGUAGCCAAGUAAAUUGUUGAUGGCUUGUUGAGUACAGUAUGAAAGGUAUGACUUUCUCAAUUAAUGUCAUAUUCAGUGUAUCAGAUAUCAACAAACAGUUAAAAGUAUGUCUCAUAAGUUCUGGAAACUCCUUUAUUUUACCUUCAUUCUAGAGUCUGAAACUAACAGUAAAUAAAAGACAAACCUCUAAAGGAAACUGUCUGACACAUUUAAGUAAUGUUUAUAGCUUUACACACAAAGGUUCUGUGUAGGUAAGUUAAUAAAAUUUUAUUUAUAUUGCACUUUUGAAAACACUGUGCAAGUAGUAGUAUUUUACAGUCAUAAUCCACAGUAGAAAAAUGGUUGCAAAGAGUAAUUGCAGCAUAAAUCAAUGUGUUUUAGCAAGAGUAUAAUUAAGGGCACAUACAAAUGCUUUUACUCGGGGCACUCACAGGUAGAAAUUAGAGAUGGAUGGUAAUAUUGGCAUAUUAUUGGCACGUUAAAGCUUGAAAAGUUAAUUACAGGUAUCGACAGAAGUGCUAUGUAUGGCUGAUAAGGUGACGCAUCAAUUAUGCACAUGCAGUGACAGCUUACGUGCUCCAACAAGCCCAAUCAUGUCGGCUGUAUGGGAGUAUUCUGAAGUGUUGAUAAAAAUCAUUAAAGUAGGCUGAAAUGAUGAGAGGACGAUCAAAACAACACUCAAUUUACACAGUGAGUUUAAAUGUGUUCUAAGAGCAGUUAUCCUGAACAGCACCAAAAGAGUAAUUUUUAACCAAUUAUCUUGGUUAACAGACUAAAAUCACAUCCUCUGUUCACUACUGCAAACUGUUACAUGAAAUAAUAAACCGCUCAUCUUCUAUGAUAAACUAGAUUGGUUUUGGUUGCAUGUCAUUAUUGAUUUUCAUUACUGACAUGCAACUUUUUCCAGUUGACGUGCAACUGGAGGAAAUUUAUAAGGCGCAUAAUUGCAUAGAGGAUUAGGGAGCACCAGUCAUCUUAUCUAAGUCUGCAACAGAAUUAUACAUUACUUGUAUUUUAGUCAACAAAUGAAAUCCACAGUGGGGAAAAUAUAAUGGAUUUAAAUGUCUGACAGCCCACCUUAAAAAAUGAACAGAAAAAAAACAUAUUUGUCUGAGUUUUGUUUUUUUUAGUGUUGUACGUUGGCUCUUUAACGGCUCAUUUUGGUCAUGGAAAAAAGGGUCAUUGAUGAAAAUUAGUCAUCAUAAUUUUUAGUAAUGAAAUUAACACUGAUUUCAGUGUUAAAACUGGUAAUACUAAAGAGUAAAAAUACUGAUGGUAGAGUUUUUAAAGUUUCUAAAGUUCAAAAAGGCAUCUGAACUAAAGUAAAAAUGCACUAUUGAUUUUUUGUUCAGCAGAAAAUUAUUCCGCCUGAAGCUCGAUGGUGUCGAGCAGAAAUUUACACUUCUGCUUUAAAAAAGGGUUAUCAAAUAUGGCAUUGCAGCCUGGUAUACGGUUAAUCGUCUGUUCAUCUCACAUCACAUAUAACCCACAUCCUUAUACCUUGUACAGACAACUAGGAAAGUAAUGGGGGUUAAAAAGCACCCACUCCUGCAAACAGUCCAGGAGCAGUGUGUCCUUAGACAGGCUGAGAAAAUAGAGUCUGAUCAAACCCACAUUUUUUACCCAGAGUUUCAGCAUUUGAGAGUCUCUCAGACCAGGUCCAUUUAGAGUCUGAAGAACAGUAUAUAGGGUGUGUAAAAGGGGUCGUCUAUAUGUCUGUAUUCUGCCACUAUGAGAUGGUUUAAUGUUAUACUGUUUCAUUCUAACUGCUGCUAUGUUUCUUUGGAGUUUUAAGGAGUAAUUAAGAUUCCCAUUGUACACUAUGUGUGCCUGCUGGACAGUCGACAACAAAUUUCCCUAAAGGGUCUCAAAACAUUUCUUAUCUUAUCUUAUUAAACCGAAGAUGAUUUUUUUGGUUCUUGUGAUAAUUAAGUUAAUUUAUUCAGGCAUAAAUUCUGACCUCAUGACAGUGAAAAGUUUUAACAUUCAUUUCUUUUGCUUCUGAGCUGAGAUUCAAUUAGCCGAUAAGGGAGCCCUGUUUGACAGUUAAAAACCCCUUAAAAAUGUGCUUUUACCAAAUGUUGUUCCAUGUUUUUCUGUCAAAGCAAGAAAUUCAAGGAUCUUUUUUGAAGCUUGGAAACUAGUUUCUCGUUUUAUCCGUGGUUUUUCUCCAUUUAAUAGAAAAACAUGAUUGAAGCGCUGUAUAAAAGCAGUCAAAGCAAAUAGUCUGUUUUUUUUCUUCUUCUGUGCUUGAAGUUAGAGGUUGAGAUUUACCCAAGAUGCUCUGCGAUGUUACAGAAGGACACAACAGCACAUGAAGUGUCAGAAAAACAGAGAAGUCAUUUAUCAUGUUUUGUCCUUCCUCUUGUGCACUAGGUGAAGUGUCACCUCAUUAGCUCAGUUAGCUCUGACACGAGUUCGCUGCACACAUAAAAACAAGUGACAUAAAGUGAGUCGGUGCUGCUCUCGAAAAGAACUUUGUGAUUGAUUUCGGUUUGUCUAUCAAUCAAGCAGGAAAUGUGAGACUUUUUUUUUAUAAAUAGGUCAUCGUAGAGCACGAGAUGCAGCUGGAGAGAGUCAGCGUCUCGUGAAGCCCUGGGGCUCAGAUGUUGGUUAUAAUGGGGUUUCAUGGAGGGAAGGUGCCCUUGAGUUAGUGUGGAAGAAAAACAGGGAUAAACAACAAAUAUAGUGAUGAAUACAGACAAAAAAAGGAUUUCAUUUUAAAAGGAUUUUUCGUGUCAUCUUUAGGCGAACAGAGGGACCUACUCCAGACGCAGCAGGCUGAAGAGAUCUGACGGCAGCACCACCUCCACCAGCUUUAUCCUCAGACAGGUAGGAUGCUACACUGCACCGUCAGGGAUUGUCAGCUCACCUGGAUCAUAUAAGACCUUUUUUUCAUAGAAUACAGGGUUUGAAAGGUGUCCCAGUAAGUUGGCAGUGUGGCACGAUCAGACCAUCAAACUGUUCAUCUUACAUUUUUUCAUUUUUAUCAACAAAGCUUGACACUCACUCAAAGGUAAAUGUGAACUACGGGCUUUGACAUCUCGACAAGCUCUUGGCCUCUGCUGCAUUUAGGAGAGAAAACCGAUGACCUUGAUUUGUGUCCGCCUGGGAAUUCAGUCUGUCCAGCUGCCCAUGAAGCAUCUAACAACCAUGUUUUAUUCAUAAUCGCAGGAACAGGCACGGGCUCUUUGAGAACUGUUACCGCCGCCUCCUUUAUACCUGCCACUGUCGAACAAAUUCAAAUGGGUUUCCUGUGAGAAGUCCCUUUUGUGGUAUAAUUCAGAGGGGAAUCACCAUACACUUUGACAUCCAGCUAACAAGCUACCGAGGGAGCUGAGGCCACUCAGCGACACAGGGAUAGUUUGUCAUCAGCCACCUCUGUACCAAACCCCGCCCCCUUCUCUCUCUCUUCCUCUUUUUCUCUCCUCCCUUAAACACACUCCAUACCUGACCUCCUCCAUCAUGUGCCGGCCUGUGCUAACGUCCCUCUGGGGACUCACCGCGGCAUAAAAGAAGAACAAAUCAGGUCAUGCAGAUACAGGAACAUAAACAUAUGCCAGCCUUUCAAAUCUAACAUCCAGAUGUGAUUAAUGAUAGUGUUGAGGGCAAAGCUGUAGCAGCAGCAUUAUCCAAAAUAUGUAGGCCACUAUUUAUAUUUGAGACAUUCCUUUGCGAGAAGAUUUAGUAUGAGGAUUAACACAAACCGAGCAAAUGAUGCAUAUGAUAUCUUUGGAAACUGCAUACUCAGACUGGAGAAAGUUCACUUAGCUAGCUUACUGAUAAGUAAGUGUAAUCACUGCUUAAGGCUGUGGUUUUUGUCUGUAGCUGGAUCUUUCUCUAUCAAAAAUGAGCACUAGUUAACACUCACUCAAGAAAUAAAGAAGUAAAAGUUGACACCAAUCUGAAGUACAGCAAUAAAAUCUAAAAUUGUCUUUAAACUUCAAUCUGCUGGCAAAAAAAGGAGUUCAGAGUGCUGUGGAUCAUUACCUUUCAAACUAUUAACUCAAGCUUCUAUGCCACAGUAUGCAGUCCACUGCUAAAAUAUUAAAGAAAUAACUGCAACUAACUAAAACGUGAAAUACCCUCUAUAUCCAAGUAUUAUUUCAGCACCGUUUAGUUAUAAAACAGAUAAAAAUGUGUUAACUCUCUCAUUUCCCCCUCUAUUAAAUGUUCUUUUUUUCCUGGAAAAUUAUCAGCUGAAUAUCUUAAGGGUUGAACACUGAUAUUUAUAACUUCUGACUGCAUGUGCAGACACGAUCAUGAUCCAAAGCUUGUGUGAGGAGCUUUUGACAUGUGUUCAUUUUGCUGCUCCCUAUGGAUAAAGUGGCUAUUGAUCUCUUUGCCAUUGUUGUCCCUGUGUAGAGAGUUUUGUUUAACAAAAUAAAACCCAUCCUCCUGUCUUGAACAGUUGAAUGUAUCACUUGUCAAGAAGUCUUGCCCUGGAAAAUGUGAAAUAGGCAGUUUCACCCGCAGCUCGAUGCUAAUCACCCAGUCUGUCACCUACUAUGUGAGCUGAAAUUGUUCACACAAUGAUAUUGCACCAUAUAUAGAAGCAUCCGUUCCUGUAGUUGUUUAAUAGUUUGAUGAGGUGGAUGUCACCUGACUUUUAGGACAAAAAAUCUCUCAUUUUAAGACUUGAGUUAGUUGGCGGUGUGGCACCAUCAGACCAUCAAACUGUUCAUCUUACACUUUCAUUUUUACCAACAAAGCUUGACAUCUGAAGGAAAAUAUGCACUAUCAACUCUGACAUCCAACAAGCUCUUGGCCUUUGCUGUAUUUAGGAGAGAAAACCGAUGACCUUGAUUUGUGUCCGCCUGGGAAUUCAGUCUGUCCAGCUGCCCAUGAAGCAUCUAACAACCAUGUUUUAUUCAUAAUCGCAGGAAGAGGCACGAGCUCUUUGAGAACUGUUCCCGCGCCUCCUUUAUACCUGCCACUGUAAAACAAAUAGGAUACAGUGCAGUACAAUACAAUACAGUAGGAUACAAUGUGAUACGUUAUGAUAUACUACAAGAUACUAUGCCAUAACAUGCCAUACCACACAGUCUACUGAUAUCCCCUUUAUUAUGAUGUAUUCAAAUACAUAGAUAUUGGUUUUUAUUUCUUUUGGGGAGGAGUAAUGUUAUCUAUUUCUAUUGAUGGUAUGACUACAGAGCACCAGACGAUGAGGAAAGAUUAGAGUAUUUUUGAAUACCUGCUGAAUGGUCUACACAUUACUUGUUGAUUUCAAGGAUAUCUUUAUUAUCUCCUGGUGACAAUUUGUGUAUUAAACAGCAAGUCCUUUUUAAUUUGUGUGAACGCCUGCUAAGAGCAACAAGGUGAAAUGGACAGAAAAUUAAAAAGACAAAAGCCUGCGUGGAUGAAAAGGAGAGGAAGAUGAAUAAGUAGGACACAAGGACAAAGAAAUGUAUAUACAUAAAAUCUCUCACUCACUUCUUUAUUUGUUACAUGCUCACAGAUUUCUUUGACACCCCCGCUGCGAUUUGUGUCAUCACCGGUGUGAUCGUCAUCAGGUGAGAAAAGGAGCAGUGGGCUCCUUUCGAUUCACUAGUGUAGCCAUAGUAACAGCCGCCCAUCAACAACAGAGGUCAAGCGCUGAAGGUUGAUUAGCAGGAAACCUCCUCCUCCUACUUCUUUUCAAUAAAGUAUCUCCUUUUUUUUCUGCAGGAAACUCUUAAUAGCAGAUGGAUGUAAUCUUUCAAGAAAUGAAGUUAUAUCAGAUUCUUUCAGCAGUUUCUCAGCACCAGAGCGUUUCGAUAUCUCACUCAUUUGCUUUUGAACGAAAAAGUGUGAGUAAGAAGUCCUGUCAGCAAGAUGACAGGAUCUCAAGUCCUCAUCUUCACUCUCAGCUCUGUGCCUUCAAAUUUUGCCUUAUGGUUAAAGCCUGGACACGAGUAAUUCUGAUCAGACGUCUAUUAAACUCUAAAUGUGGGAUUCUGACCUCAAAUAUUUCUCUAGAAUAUUUAAUUGUCGUGUCUAAAUAGACAAUAUUCGAUGUUACAGAUUGGAAGAAUGGCUGAAAUAAGUUUCUCAGACAGUCUAAUUCUUCACAGCUCAAAUAAUGAGCUUCACCAGGUCUGCGUGGGUGUGGUUUGAUAUUUGAUUGACCGCGCAGGCAGCAAGAGUCACACAACCCCGCAACUGUCGUCAGAUUAUGAUUCAAAUUUUGCAAACUGAAUUCACCCACCAAAAAUCUGUCAAAAGAGCACACAGAAAUCACUGACUGACUAGAGGAAUUACAAGUGGCAACCAUGCUGUAACCUUUAGGUUUGCAGAGUCCUGUUUAGAGGUGUCCAAGAGGUGUUAUAGAUGCGUCUUUCUCCUACACCAGAAGUUACCAUAUUUGGACCACUGUAGAGGAAAGAGCUUGUGAGGAGUUAUGGUUUAGCAAACACCAAGUUAUCACUCAUACAGCACUCCAACUGACCCCAAGGCUGAUUUAUCAGCAGGGAUAUUCACUCGAAGUUAUAUUUAAACAGCAUUAAAGCAUUGGAAGAAUUUCGUCUCUAUAACUUGGACGUAGAUGUAUUGCACUACUGUGACUUUUGAGUAUAUCUCUGCGUUUUUAGCAUUAGCAUAAAUUGUAUAUAUUGUCUAUCUACCCUAAUUAUCUAUUUAUGAACUUUUGCAUCUCUAUUGAUUAUGUAUGCUUUGUAUUUUAUCUACUGCUUGUAUAUUUAUAAAGUUAUAUUUGACUUUGACUUUGACUAACAGGCAUUGUCUAUAAGCACACAUCACCUAUUUGCAUUCCCACCGACUCAGAUAGAGAUGUGUGUGUUUGUUUUAGUACAAUUAAACCAUAAUCACAAGUCAGAUAAACAAGUUAUUGAUAUAAUUUAAUCACUGGAGGCUCAAAAUACUGGUCAUGGUAUGUUGUGUCUAAGUUGUUGUGUGGUCACCCACCACUGGCGGGUGCUGUAGCCCUUAUCAGAGGCAACUUCCAUAAUGCUAUUAUGUACCAUUACCCUGAUGUAAACAAGCAUGUGAUGGAUAGUAUUUCAUAGAGUGUGGUGGUUUAGUAGUAUUUUGAUUCAGUAAAUGGAGAUGUAGUCAUGAGUUGGAGUUUGUAUUUGGGUUAUUUUCUGGCUGAUUCCUUCUUUUUGCUGCUGUUAGAACCGGCCCCCCUGUUGGCCAUUUUGAAAAAAGCACCAUGCACAUACUUCCUUUUGAAACCAACAUGCAACAACCCUUUUUUAAAUUUAGUCUUUAGGGGUGACAACCUCGAGCUGUUAUCCUUGAACCAGACGGUUCUUGCACUUCUUCAUUUGAGUGUUUUUCUUUCAGGCCUCCAGGGUUGCAGCUUGCAAAAGCUUAAAAUCUUUGUUUACUUCUGCCGUAUUCACUGUGUUCUUUCUGUUACUCAGACAACGUACCCAAUUCCAAAAGAUGCAUGUUUCAAGGGCCGUUAAGUGUAUUUAUCCACUGUGUGGUGGGUUGAGGAUAUACUGCUGCAGAUUGACUUUAAGUAUUAGGGUUAAGUGAGGAUGAGUGCAGCAAACUGCCCCGCUAGAGUGUGUGCUAUGACCUCCCCCUGAUCGGACUAUUUAGGUGAAAAGGAGGUUAAAAAAGCGGAAAUGUUUAUAGAAAACCUGUCUUUAAAAUAGAAGUUGAAAAAUAUAGAUGUGUUUCUGUAGAUUCAGAUUGAGCUGGUUGUAAAGCAAAAAAUGCUGAAAGUAUUUGAGGAGAUUCUGCUGAUCAGGAUGAGUCACCAUAUGACAUGCUGAUACCCACAGAUCUGUCACAGAAAGGUGCUGGUAGAGAGCUGAUUCUCCCAGAUGGUGAGAGGAAUAUUCAAUGCACUGUUUGCAUGGACAGAUGUUUAUAAUGCGUGGUUGUUUGGUGGAUGUUUGAACACUUUCCCAGCCAACCUCUGAGGUCAUGGUAUCAGGAAAAAAAACAGACAGAUGUUUGCUCUCAGGAAUAAUCCAGGGCGGCUGCAUGAAAGUGGCGCAGUGGACCUUUUCACUGAUGUCAAGUUUUCUAAUGUAAUUUGUGUUGACCUAUAAAGCUUUUAUAUGUCACUUUAAAGUGUUGUAAAUGUUUACAUGCAUAUGUUGGAUGUCCCUUUCAACCCGUGUUGACUGAAAAUAAUCCCACAUCUGCAGGAUGCAACAUACAGUAUCCUGCGUGCAGUUUGAGGCACAGAAAAGAAACAAGGUCAGCAGCAGACCAUGAUAAAUGCAGCUGUAGUGAAAGGGUUUUCAUGUUUUCAAGGUUGAAAUCCCAGUGUUUGCUUGCAAUGAUUAAGCCCUGGUGGAUAUGCCUUUUAAUCCUCCUCACACACACAGGGACAAGUGUGUGUAUAACGUACCUUUCAUCAGUUUUUCUAUGCCUGUGAGUUGUUAAAAAAUAGAUCGAGCCGACAUUUUGUGGAUUUUUUUUUAGCUGAGUGAAGCUUUGAAAGCAUGUCCUCAUUUUGCAUAUAUUUCACAGUGACUGCAGUCGGUGAUAACAGUUGGUAGAGGUAAUGGGCAAUUAGCCACUAAAAGGAGAGAGAGAGGGAGAUAGCAUGUGCAUAUAAACAAUGUGGACUCAACCCAAUUCAGUCAAAUGGAAUGGAAAUGAAAUGGAAAGUAAUCACUGAGUUCCAAAGCAGAGGACGAGUCAGAUGGGAGCGCCAGAGAAGAUCUUGUUCAAAACUCGAUCUGUUUACAUCAUUGUCAUAACUGAGAGCGUUGAUUUUUAGACAUUGCAAACACCUUUUUGGCCUUUUAUAUCCCCAACCAGAGGAAAGAUGCAUCAUUUUCAUGUUAGAAAAAAGGUUGAAAUAUCUGAAGUGCGCCCAACUUCAGUUGUUUCUACAAAUACUUGACACACAGCUUAUUCUGGCGAGAAACCAUCUUUAUUUGCAAUGCAAAUGUUGUAGAGUAAUGAGUUCUGCAAGGACUGUUUAACGUUUUAAUAGUCUUCCCAGCAGAGGCUGACCAGAAAAUGACUCGAGCUUUUUGCAGAAUUGCUGCCCUGAACAAAGACCUCAUCUCCACCUUUUUUCAAAUGUCUGGAAUAAAUUCAUUUUCAUAUCCUGGGUCACCACACUUAAUUCCCCGCUGUCUGAAAUGCAAAGUAUGAAUGUUAAGGCCUGCAGAUUUUAAUAUAUUUUUAUAUUGGAGAUGGCAGAGCUUAUGAUUUUACAGCUUUCUCCAAGAAAUUAAAUUUCACGUCUGAAUCAUAAUGCAUUACAUGGAGACGUCCCUUUUAACCCAAUUUUUCAGCUUGCAGCCUGUAAAGUGAUAAGAAGAGGCUUCUUCAUGCUGCUAAUCCCUCCUAUAUAGGUCACAUGGCUCAACUCAGCAGACUUUAAUUUGUGAAUGACUUUACAUGGCCCGGUCACGACUCUCUUCGCCACACUGGCACGAUGCGCUCGUCUGCCAGCAACUUUUAAUAAGUGUGCACCCCCUGGAGACACUCUGUGAAGAUAAACAGGACACUUUAGAGGAAACAACACAUCACUGCUUUCCCAUUUCUUUUCCAUCCGUGUUUGCUCGAUGUAUUAGUCUGUCUAAAAAGCAGGAUUCAACAACGGAAACUCCUGAAAGUUAAAACCAUGACAAAGCAGAUAAACUACAACCUGCUUACUCAUACAAACUGAGCAGCCACAAUGAUUGUAUGAAAGAAUUGAACCACAAAACAUACACAGCAGAAGCAUUUUGUCAUACAUUUUCCCACUUUUGUAAACAGCAUCAACUCACAGAGGCCUUCUCCUAAGAUGAUAAAUAUCUAUAGUGGCGUGUUCUAUAGUUGCUUCUGAUUGCAUAGAAGUUUACAAGAGAAUUAGCCAUCCUCUUAAUGGUUUAAUGGCUUCAAUAAACUCAGUAUUUAUUACAGCUAUAACCCUAAAUCUAAUCCACUUAACUCCCUUGUUCAAACAUUUGAACAUUUAUCUGUUGCCUUAAAAUCUAUACACAGAACAUGUAUUUACAACCAUAGGAACACCCUCAUCACACUUGAGAAUCGAUGCACUUCGUCUGAAAAGCUUCUCCUCUGUCUUCUUCGACUUACUUUAAUAGUCGGGAGCUGUCUGAGGGCUGCUGCAGACUCAGGUCGGUGUGUAAUGAGAGGCUCAUAAACACGGUGACACUCGGCUCUUUGGUAUUUCACCCCCUAUUACAAUAUCUGAAAGAAGAUGACGAAGCCACCCUGGCGUUUAGAGAGGUGCUUGUUGAGAGGAAGAUAAACAGAAACGGUCAGGUUUUGAUGGAGCAAGUGCACCUGUUGGUACACUGUUCGUCAGGAGAGGGCGCCACUGCUCUAUUGUGUGAAAAGCAACCGCUCAGGGAAAGACAUUCAAAGCAUUUCUAGUGCAGAUUGAGUUGAACUGGUUAAUGAAAGAGAAUAAAUGUUGAGGAUGUGCUGAUAGUUUAUGGAUUUUUGGUUUGUUUAUGAACAAAAAAAGACAGUUUUUGCACCUGCAUUCUGUCUUUAGAGUAUUUGCAAAAUUAAAUUGGAAUGAUACAUAUUCUGAAAUAUGAUCUACAUAUUUAGCUUUCAAUUAUGUGAUUAUGUUGAGUAUUACUUUUUAAAAUGCUAAUAAAUCCACAUUUUAAUCCCCAUUUUUAAACUUUCCUUGAAACAGCAGUUCUUGGCAUUUUACACAUAAUCCUUAACUUCCUCAUUAAGAUAAGGAAAAGGGGUAAAUAUAGUCCUAAUGCAAUAAAAUACGCUUAAGCAAAUACAAAUAGAUAAAAAAUGGAUAUCCAACAUAAUCCAAGCAGUACAUUAUUUUAUACAAUUUCUUUAAAAUGUUUUAUUGGUUUUAAUCUUUCAGCUCUGAGCUUUCUUCUUAACUUUAUAGUCUCUUGAAUUAGAUUAAACCCAAAAACUAAAUCAGCAACAAGUGAAGAUUUCUAGGGUUAGCUACUUCCUCCCUCCGCAUAAAGAAAAACAAACUGUAACCUUUAGAAAUGAGGCAGGUCAAAUAGUUUUCACUGAUCAAGAGCAAACAUUUGUUGCAGCUAAGAGCAUUAGGUUUAUGUUUGCCUCAGUACUCUCAAAGUCAAAAAAUAACUUUUAAAGGGAGAUGUUGAUUUAUACAACUGAAACUAAGCAUUUCUGGAAACCAAAUAUAUAUGAGGCUUUUAAUUAAACUGGUGAGACAGAGUUAAAACUAUUUUUGGGAGUUGUUUGUUCAUCAUAGGAUCAAAAUGGCAGCAUCAAAGCGUCAAGCGCUGCUUAAGGAAGUGUCCAUUUCACGGUCCCCCAAGGGGCCACAUGUGACAGCUACGUGACCAUGCCUCACAUUUGCUCAAUCAUCGCUAAUAAUUUGCAAUAAAAUCAGAGCCACAUAAAAGAGAGGAAGUAGAAAGACUUCUUUGUUCACCUUAACCCCUCAAUCUCUGAAGAGAUAAGUGGAGACCCGCAGGAAAAGAUCGAGAUAGUACAACAAAAGAAGCUUGUUGAAGAUUGUUUUUUUCUACAUGAUGCAAAUUUUGCAGUAAUCAAAGCUUUGGUUUUGCAGCAGGGACAAAGCAGACGAUACAUUAUUGGUAUAGUUUUGCUAAAUGUUUUGUCAUGUCAAGGGAAAAGCUACUAAAUACCUCUUUCAGGAUCUAAAAACUAAGAUUUUCUUUUCUAUCGGGUUGGAAAACCCAAAACACUUUUCUUCCAAUGGGGAAUUCUUACAGAUUUCUCUCCUUAAUUUGAUCACCAACAAUCUCUAUCCUGUAAAAGACAUUUCUGCAUUGAUUUUUUUUGCUCCUACGUCAUUUGCAAAUCAUUGAAGUGAGUAUCCUUUGUUGUUGUAGAGCUGUGACUCUUCAGCAUCAGGUCUGUCUCCUGUAUCAUCACUCAGCUCUUCACCUUUGCGGGGAUUGUAAAUUAUCUGCCACCCUUUGCUAAUAGCUGUUCAGGUUCAGCUCAAACACACAUCCACACAGAGACAACACACAGUCUGCUGGUUAACCCCACUCACAGGCUGCAGACCUCUCUCUCUCCCUCUCUGCCUCUUCCUUAUUGAGUAUUAUUGACUGGAGCGUGGACCAGCCAAUCGGCAGGCAGCAUCCCACCUCUGUCAUCAGCCAGUGCUGGAGGAAGGGAUUGGCUCGUGUGAUCUGAGCUUGGAAGGCAGAUGAAAUGCCAGGUCUGCUCUGCCUCUGGGGACAACCAGGCUGCCUUAUAAUGGGAACCAACACUCAAUCGGCUCGGGGGCAAUAAUAUCCAAUUCAGCAUCAGGAAAACAAAGGGCCACACCUUUCAUUUUUUUCUCUUCUAUCUGCUGGUCUGCUGAGAUCUGGCUGCUUUGAGGUCUACCUUCAUGUGGAGAAAGAGGCUGCUGGUGGGCUCUGUUGUUCCCCUGCCCUCAUCACCAUCAUUCACCCUCUCUGGAACAGGUUGAUCACUCGCCGCUUCUUCCCAUUUUGCACCAAAGAGCUGCUUUUUGGAUUCUCACUCCUCCAUGUACGAUAACUUGUACCUACAUGGAUUUGAAGACUCGGAGGCGGUGAGUGGAAUGAGGUGUCUGACACUUGUAAACCAUGCUUUUUUUGUUGUGCCGCGGCUGGUUGAUCCCUUCACAAACACCCACAGAAUGUCUCAGACUUGAGUGGGCAGAGCGUGUGGACUCUUCUCGGGGGAGUUGGGGGAAGGGUGUGCAGGGUAGUGUGUGUCGGCAUGUCUGUAUUUGAGAGAGUGUGUGUGAAGGGGAUCUUCAAUCAGCCAACUGUACAGCUUCCUCACUGAUGCUGCCAGUCACUGGCUAAGCAGCUGCAGAGCUGAGCAGUAUGUCUUUACCAUCUCUCCAUAUGGACGGUCGGCUGUUAUUGCAUACAGUAGAGCUCUGUUUACAGGCAUUAUGGAUAUUUUCAUGUGUGCAUUACAUUCUCUGCAACACUGUGGCUUCAUUUGUAUUUUCCUCAGUCUCUAUCUUCAUCACAUCCCACCUAAACAUCAUCAGGGUUUACCGAAAAAGCCUAACAGCUCGAAUCAUUAGAUCACACUCUAUGCUGAUGACUAUCACAUUUAUGCAUGGUAAAGAAACAUCACAUUCCCUCGUUGUUGAGUACAAAUCGUCAUAUUUGUAGCAUGCAGGUGAUGUGACACACAGAUGGACUUCCUCUCUGUCUCUCAUACAGGGAGGCAAACAUUAUUAUUGACGUGCAGAUCAGGCAUCCGUGGAAUAAAAAUGUGUUGGAGUAGCGGAAAAAUGCUUACAAAGGCAAUAACUGUAGGAGCUGCUGCUGCCGGGUGGAGGGGCGGAGGGAAUCCCACUGAGCCAGAAUCUGUCAAGACCUUUCUGUAACUCCAUCUGACAUCCUGGCUGCCUCUUCAACAUUAAAGCUUGGAGGAUUUUUUCACACCUUCUGUCCCAUUGGUAGUGUUAGCAAGGGCAAGGUUUUGAUUGUCCUGUCUUGAAGAAUUAGCCUAUUUUCAGCUCCUUUGUCCAGUUCUCUUAGGUGUGCACUUUCUCUCUGUUUCAAGGGGAUUAUCUUAUCUCAGGAACUAAAAUUGACACCCCACGGCUAGGAGUUUGUAGAAAGAUUUAAAGAAUGUGGCCCUCAAUGAUGAUUGUAAAACAAAUUGUGGGGUUAACAGGCUGUUUUUCAUCAGGAGUUUUAUGUUGUUCAGCUACAAGACUAUGAGUUAGAGCUUGGGCUCGGAUGUUUAGGAAUUAGGCCUUGCAAGUUCCUCCCAAUGGUGUGAUAUGGGGCUGCACACCGAACUCCUAAAUAAUAAUAUUCUCAAUACAGGCACUUGCGAUAAUCAUAUCGCAAAAAGUUGGUAUUUUUCAUUUUAUAAAACAUAUUGUAUGCAAACAGGCAAUGCUUUCUCACGCAUUUGGGGCACAUUUAACCUUUUACAAGGAGCUACGACCUCACUGCUUAACACCAUUUAUAUGCUGAAAGACAAAGUUCACACUUGGUAGCUAUCUUUUGUUUAACUGGUGCCAAGUUAGUGAUGCUAAGCACUGAAUUCAGGAGAUGGUGUAGGCCAUCACGAUCAGCAGACAAAGAAACUAUUGGUUAAAAUUCAUAUGCAUUUUUAAAAACAUGUUAGCCCACAUCACAUUGUUUAUGCAAUACAGAACAAUAUGAUUGCACAGUGCAUAUUUUUCUCAUUGUGCAGACGUUAUUUGGGAUACUCUUGCUAGAAAUUACGCCGUAAGGGCUGCAAGAAUGAACAAUGGCAGCAGUGCUGAGAGUUAUACAACCAAACAAUAAGCUGAAAGCCAAUGGGCUGCAGGUGUAAGGUUUAAAUGUUCAUUACUGUAAUCAAUUUUUAAAACACUUUUCAGUCUCAUAUCAUCAUAGCUGAUCUGGUUAUUAAGAUUAGACUUGUUUGUUUUUUUACAAAAGUCCAACAAAACCCAGUGAUUAAUUUUUAUUGCGUCACAUUUUAUCAUUCGCAGCAAACAGAAAUGAAAAAGACUUCAGUUCAGUUGGAGCUGACUAAAAAAGACGAGCAAAACCUAUCAGAGCUCUUUCUAAAACAGCCAUUUCUACACCAAAAUAAACACAUUUACAAUUAAGUACAAAAACAGUUUCAACUUAAUAACUCUAUUUGGUUUUAACAACUGUUUGAUUAAGUUGUAUUCUUUAUAACCCAUAUGGUUUAAUUAUAUUAAUUAUAUUGACAUUUUAUGGUUUUAUGCUUUCGUCCAGCUCGGGCAAAUUAUGUGACCAUAAGUUAAGGCUUGUUUAUUCACUGUCAGUUAUGUUGUACUGCAUUAUGACAAUACUAGCAUCUCAACAAAAGACAUGUCUGCGGCUCUUACUGUCAGUGUGGUUUGCAAUCAGCAUUUGAAGUUACCUGGUGUCUGGAUUUUUCAGAAAUUAGACUGUCAAUGGACAUCUGCAGCAGCAGAGAAGGGUAAUAAUGCAUCUGUUGCAUCCUCGACCCACCAUGACCUGCAGAUUUCUCUGACUCAUUUCCAGUUAAGUGUGUUCUAAUCUACUGGAAUCGAGGAAAUUGUUUUUCGCACAAUUUUUCUCUUCGGAGGCAGACGUAGAUUGUAUGACUAUACCAACUCCCUUCAGCUUGUGGCAGAGGAUUUUUUGUCAUGAAUUUUGUAACUUUAUUUUCUUAAUGUAGAGCUUCAUACUUUAAAAGCUGCUCAGAAUUGCACCAGAGAUUUGGUCUGAACAAAUCAUGUCCUCAAAGUGUUUAUGAAGAAUGGUUCAAGAAAGACAAAGUUACAGAAUUAGAUGUGUAAAUGCAUUUGCUAUAGCACACUUUGAACUGAACUUGUGAUACUUGUAAUAAAUUUAUUGGUACUUUUGUUAAAUUAAAGUAUAUUGAAAAACUUUCUCUGAUCCCGGCCUCUAAACAGUAGGUUUUUUAGUGGUUUCUGUGUUCAGUAAAAUGAGAGUAAAAUGAUUGACAGUAGGUCUUGGAUAAGAUAAGGGACUUUAAAGGGAUAGUUUAAAGGGACCUUUCAAUUUUCAACCAAUUAACUGUAUGUGAUUCUCACAGCCCCAGCAAGAGAACCUGUAUGGGCACUUCUUUAAAAAAGCUCAAUCUAAACUCUAAUAUCAGUCUAAGUGUACAGUAUACAGGGAAAACUCUCUUUUCUCUAGCGUCACAAAUUCACUUUUAGGAUUAUUUUGACGCAACAAAAAGGUGUUCUUCUGCCUGCAGUGCCCUGAUCAGCUCUUUUGGUGUAUGGUUUUAAAAAAGUGAAAAAAAAAGUCUAAAAGUUAACAAAAAGAGGGACAACAAUAAAAAACAAAAAGACAUCCAACUGCUUGUUUCUUAACCAUUGACGAGUAUCUUUUUAAAGACCUGUUCAGAGUAAUCAAACUGUUCCAUCAGAGACAUCUACUUGAGCUGUGGGAAUUAUUUGUUGACAUUUUUGUCUACUUCAGUUGUAAUAAAGGAAAAUUAACAUAGAAACCAGGUAAAAAAAAUCUCUGCUUAUAGCAAUGGAGGUAUCCCCCUCCCUUGCUUGUCUGAUGUAACAAAUCUACAUCAGUUCUUGUACGUAUGCAUGUUGUUUGAUGUAUGACUCACUCCGGUGAAAGCACAUUACGAAUCCUAUUAAACCUGAUUAGUGAUUGUACUAUUGAAGGGAUCUUACAGGGGAAUCGUCAUGUUCUUUACAGGAGUAAAGCUCUACAAUUUUAUCAAUGGGUUAUGAGCCCCAGUUGCGUAUUUAGGACCCUGGAGACAUGGCUCCACUUCUUUAUUCUUGUAGGUGAUGGAUAAAACGAAGAUAGCAAGCUUUUAGUCUCGUAGAAUGGGUCUGAUAGUUGAGGAGGUCAGGGGAGGAGGAAGGAUGGAGACGGGAGGACAGGGUGAGCUCUGGCGUCUGAACAGAUAAAGCUUGAGUGUGGCACGAUGGACUCAAAAACUGGCCACUUGACACUCGUAGAUAACAACCACACAAACAAGCCAUUGUCUGUGUGUAUGUGCGCAAUUGUAUGUGUGUGUUUGUGUGUGUGGGUAGACACAGGAGACAGACAGAGAUGUGGAGGAGAGCUUUGUUGGCAGGGUUGCUGCCUGUGUCUGUUCACAUGAUAGUAAUAUUUGGGAAUGCUUUACAGGACAUCGUGCUCUGAAUGAUUUUUGUCCGUAUUGUAAAAUGAGCCAAACAAAAUCAUCUUAUUCAAUCUUGGCUUUGAAAAAUCCAAAGUUACAGUUAUAGCAAUCACCAAAUAAACAACCAAAUUUGUUCAGUGGUCUGUGUUUUGACUCCUUCAUGGUCUUAUAAUGUCAACUGAGGUCUAGUUGGAAAAAAAGUGCUUCUUUUACAUUUUUCUACAAUAAAGAUUCCCGAUAGAUGAUGCAGGAAAAGAUAUUUAUCAGGAAAUAUUACUUCUUAUGGACACACAAAAAAACCUAGCAAAGCCAUGACUUAGUUUGUCCACAAUCAACACAAGCCAAAAGAUACAGUGGUCAACAAGGGCAAACCAUCUGCAACAACCCAAAUGAUCUCCAAGAGGAGAGAGUGCAAGCAGAAAUCCAGGAUUGGAGUUGGUAUUCUUAUUGAAAGUAAAACGUCUUCUCAGUUUCUUGAGGGUUGUCUCAUUAUUUGUACGGUGAAACAUACAGCAGGUGCUUAUGUUUAGUGGCCGGUGGUGUGAGGUUUUUAUUUUCCUUUUCUCCAGCCCUGCAGUUAUAGAUUUCAUUUGUAAUGAGGCAGUAAAUAACAGUUAUUUGUAUCAGGGAAAGACUCCCAUGGCUCUGAAUGGAUCAUUAGCAGAGGCGCCUGGGAGCCUUGAACAAAAGCAUUAAUCCUGUCUGUCCAGCCUGGCAGGUUGAUUUCAAAGACUUACUGCUGGACAAACCCUCUGAUGCACAUUCGGUCAUUUAUUAUCAUUAAAUUGUUAUUAUGCAGUUGUAGUAUUUUAAAUGUAUCAGCAUUCAAGACGAGAACAGAUCUUCUCAAGCUGAUAAAGAUUACUUCCUCAAACAAUCUUGUUUUUUUAAAUGUAUUUAAAAAAAAAGUACUACAUUUUAUGGAAAGAAGAUGGUUGCAUUGAUAGGGGAUAAAGAGAUGGAUUUAGUGAUGAAAGUAGGUAGGGAUGGAUGAAUGAAUUGAGAGAUGGAUGGAUGGAUGGAUGGAUGGGUUUAUGAAUGGGGAGGUGAUGGGCUAUGGCUAGAUAGAUGGAUAAGGGAAGGACAGAUGGUUGGAUGGAAAGAAUGAUGAAUGGUUUUAGGGAUUGAGGGAGGGAUGGAUGGAUGGAUGGAUGGAUGGAUGGAUGGAGGGAUGUAUAGAUGAUGGAUAGAUGGAUGGAUGAUGGAUGGGCUUAUAAAUGGUAUAUAAUGGGCUAUGGAUGUAUGGAUAGGUGGAUGAAUAGAUGAUGGGCUUUGGAUGGAUGGAUGGAUGGAUGGAUUGGUUUAUGAAUGAGGAGGUGAUGGGCUAUGCAUAGAUGAAUGGAUUAGGGAUGGACAGAUGAUUGGUUGGAUGGAAAGAAUGAUGGAUGGAUUUAGGGAUUGAGGUAGUGAUGGAUGGAUGGGUGGAUGGAUGGAGGGAUGAAUAGAUGAUAGAUAGAUGGAUGGGCGCUGGAUGGGCUUAUAAAUGGUAUAUAAUGGGCUAUGGAUGUAUGAAUGAAUAGAUGAUGGGCUUUGGAUGGAUGGAUGGAUGGAUGGAUGGAUGGAUGGAUGGAUGGAUUUAUGAAUUAGGAGGUGAUGGGCUAUGCAUAGAUGGAUGAAUUAGAGAUGGAAAGAUGGUUGGUUGGUUGGAUGGAAAGAAUGAUAGAUGGAUUUAGGGAUUGAGGUAGGGAUGGAUGGAUGGAUAGAUGGAUGGGCUCAUGAAUGGUAUAUAAUGGGCUAUGUAUGUAUGGAUAGGUGGAUGAAUAGAUGAUGGGCUUUAGAUGGAUGGAUGGAUGGAUGGAUGGAUGGAUGGGCUCAUGAAUGGUAUAUAAUGGGCUAUGUACAUAUAUAUGGAUGGAUGGAUGAAUAGAUGAUGGGCUUUAGAUGGAUGGAUGGAUUUUAGAGAUCCUAAAUAAAUUUUCUGUAUGAAACAAACUGUACAGAUAUUUAAUUUUUUAAAUCACGAACUGAAUAAUUUUCCUUUUGAUAAUUUUAUUGUUUGAGUUAUCAAACAUGCAAUGCAGAACCACUCAGGAACUCACUGUACAUUACUGCUAUAACUGAAUUAUGUAAAUAACUGUUUCCAGGCCUAGAGGAAACAUUUCUACAGCGAGACAUCGUUGUAGUGACACUACAGGGUCUGCACUGAACAAAGUGUUCCUCUGUCUCUACACUGCUGCAUGUAAACAGCUGAUCACUACACAGAAAGCAAUCAUGCAAACAUGUGUUGUGUUGUGAAGUGGUGGAGGAUCUGAAGGUAAUUGGACCAGAAGGCUGUAGGAAAAAGGCGCUAUCGCAGGAGAAGGAAUUGAUGAACAGAGCAGAAUUUGAAGCCAUACAUCAUCCCAUAGUCCUGAUGUCAAACAACCCUUUGUAAGCAUGUUUCCUCCUCCUGGGAGCCUUACACUAUAAUGUACUUGUGCACACAUGUAGUCUUUAAAGCUGCUUCCAUAUGUUAGCUAAUGCUUUUUGCUUCAUACCAGGUUAACUUGUUGUUCAUUAGAUAUAUACAUAGACUAAAUAGCAGGGCUCAUGUUUUAAUGAGAGCUUUUUGCAAGAUUGGUUUUCCUAAAACAUAAACAGGGAAAUAUGUGUCCUACUAAUAUUUGUGGCUGGCGUUUUGUUCUUGACAGAUUUUGGUAUAUACUGUACAUACAGCCAGUCAGUGUUUUAAGGAGAAGUUUAAAGCUGUAUGUUCUCUUGUUGCCUUAUCAUUUAAAAAAUCUUAAAUUUCAUCCAUUGGCUCACAUUGACAACUUUUAGGCAUUAAAAGUAUUUAACUCUGGCUGCAAACCCUGAUGAAAUACAACAAGCACAUACUCUGCAAUUUAAAAAAAGAGUUUCUUUCCUUUUCUGUAUUAAUACUAAACUGGUUUUCUCAAAGCUGGGACAAAGAACUUGAGAAGAUUAUCAACUUAGAUCAUUUUCACUAGCCUCCAGGUCCACAAAUGAAGUCAUGAGCGUGGUCAGAGAUGGAAAGUGUCCAUGAUCUUUAUGCUUAAGCAGCCGAAUGCUGACGUGAUGCAUCCAUGGACAGUGAGAGAGACAGAGAUUUGAUCUCAUUAAAUAUGAUUAUGAGUCUAUUAAAGUCUGAGUGACAAUUAGUGUGAUUACUGAUUGGUGAGCAAUUUAGAUGUGUGUGUGUGUGUGUGUCUGUGUGUGUGUAGGUGCCUUACAAUAUCUACAAUUUAAUUUAUUUUAGUCAGCUGUUGAUGUAGUCUUUAUUUGUAAUUAAAAGUAACCGCUGGUUUUACUCUGUAAUAUAAUAUUUGUUAAGGGUAAUAUUAGGGCACUCAAGCCAAUUAUCAAUUUAAAACCAUGGUGCCCUUGGGAAUCAGUUUUGGGUAACUAAAUUGCAUCAUGUUUUAGGUUGUUUAGGGAUUUUAUGCAUCACUUUUGAGAGUUAUAGCUUCUCUGAGAUAACAACCCCAAUUCUGAUAUGGUUUUAACCCUUCCUCAGAUUCUCCCAUAAUGCAUUUGUGUAUCUUUUUAUGCAGGUGAUCAAAGGAUUUUGUUUUUAAUUGGGAUUAACUGCUUAAUUUUUAGAGUAAGUCAGUCAGAAUCACAGUUUUUUUCUCUAUUUUUUGCACUUCAUAACAGUUAAAAAGUCCAUAUCAUCAAUGUAAAGCCCUUAUAAGUGUCUUAGUUUCGGAAUCAAAUGAAUGCAAUAAAAUAUUCUUCUUCAGUCUUAAUUUUUGGAUUGAUUAAUCAAAUAAAUGCUGCACUGCUGCAUCAGCAUGGUCUGAAACAAUGAUGUAGGAACAGGACACAGCUUUACAAGUGUUAGUAAUAACCUGCACCUGUAUGCUUAGCUCAGAGGUGGUAGCUUAAACUCAAAUUCAGUUUUGACAUAAAGUGCAUAUUAUUUUUGGAGUUUAUGGAAGUGAUAUGUGCCGUUGAAAAGCGCAGCGGCGGUGUUACUUUGCUCAUUUGUAUUCUAGCAGCAGCAGGAAACAGGACUGUGCAGCCAUGGCCUCACUAUGGUGUGCCAAAGAGGAUAAAUGGCAAGCAGAUAAAAUAAUAACUCAUUGAUUCGAAAUUUUAAUAAUCACAUUGGGAUAAACACGUUUGUGUGGACUGCCCUAAGUAAUUCAUGUAGCCUCACGUUGCCUAGAAGUCAUUUUUUUCCGGUGCAUUUCAGCUUUGUUUGAGUUGUCAGCUGUUGUGUGACCCACUUUUUUCAUUGCAUGUUGUCAAACAGCCUUUUUUAUGGAAAUGAGGGCUGGCAGCUAGCAGUUGGACCACAGGCUUUCUGUAUGUUUACUCAGAAACGUAUCUGUGGAACACACAGAAACUCGAUACUGCACUACUCACGCAGCAUUACGCACACAACAUGCAGCAUCACCUGCUCCACAGUCAACAGCACAUUGUUUGACAUAAUUAUGUUGUGGUUCAGGAACUUUGUUAAAGCGAUGGGCUGUUUUGUAGAUAUGGACGAAGAAAAAGGAUUGUGUGGUGUGUUUAUAAUCAUUUGACAGACGGGAUCAACAUAUCUGUUAAAGAUUUUGUAUUUUCAUUGAUCUUUGAAUAUGAUGAGAAAAAGUAAAAUCUGCACUCUGACUCCUCUGUAAAUGCAUUUCAUGAAAACUUGCAUCCCCAUAAAUGAACACAGUUCCUGAUGUUGAAAGUUAAACAAAAGGCUGCUGUCUUUGUCUUGGCACCAAUGUCACAAUUUGGACCCACAGUGUUCCUCCUCGACCCACAACCUCCAUCAAUGUUUUUUUUUAUAAAGCUGUUGGCAAAAAAAAUCAAACAGCUCAGAAAACAUGACCAAGAUGCAGGUUUUUGACUGUAAAAAAAAUGGAAAUAUGGGCAGGACACCUCAUAGCAAAUUACUUCCUGUUUUUUAAUCUAGCUAUGGGGAUCCACACAGAAAAGGGUACUUACUUUUCUUUAGAGCUCAUACUAUGAUUUGUUAAUUCAUUCGUUCCCCAUCUCCUGAAGGUGAAUACCGAGUGUGGGGCUCUGCUGUUACCGCAUGCCACUCGGUGAGAGAUGAACCGCUUUGAUUUUACGACAUGAAAGUAAAGAAGGCAUUAAAAUUCAUGAGCUGAUUCAUGUACUAUGUCAUGGUGCGUGCAGUGGCUGUGAAGUGCAUUACAUCAUGUAUGGUUCAAUAUCAUGGUAGGUUUUACAUGCUGCAUAACAGACACUGAUUGUUGCAUGUUUAAGUUUGCUUUCAAAACCAGUAAAUACAGGUUUGAUACAUGGACAUGGUUUGACAUUUUAACUGUAUUCUAAUGUGUGUGUGGGCUUUGGACACUUGUUUGAGUCGUGAAAAAGGAGAGAAAGCAAUACUGUAACACAAAAAAUGUUUGGACUAAAUAUCAGAUAAAGACUGACAGAGGAGGUAGAAAAUGAGUGUGGACAGAUGGGUUAAGCAGACCUCAGAGCCAGUGAGUCAUAAACACAUUGAUGCGUUUACUGUAGUAGCAGCAGCCACUUUUGUUCUCUCAUUUUUUUUAUUCCUUCCUUUUAUUAAAUGGCCGUUGACAAGAGUAGUAGCUGGCCCCUGACCCUGCAGAAGAUGCUGUAUACAGCAGCCUGCAGGGGACAGUACAUAGUGCUCCCCCAUACCUGUACUAGAAAGCAGUGAUGAGCAGUAAUUAGCACACAGACCCCAGAGAGUCUGAACACUGAGCUUGUUGUUUGUUGCCUUUGGGGCAGGCGUCCAGUGUUUAUGCUAAUGUUGUGAUUACUCAGCCGUAGUGGAGCGUGCAGAUCCGGUGUUAGAUGGCAGAAACAUCUUACUCCAUCACAGAAUUAGAUGAGAGAAUAACAGCUAACCGGGCUAGAAAGAGAGCUGUGAUAUGAAUUUAUUACAUGAGUUAUAUAAUAUCAGAGUUAGAAAUGUUUUUUCUCAGCUCAAGGGAACAAAAGAGGAACGACUGUAACUGUAUGAAACGUAGCGGUAGUCUCAGUGACGUCAGCCAUUGGUUUCUGAACCGCUUAAAUGUUGAACAGGGGACCUUCAGAGGUCUGGGGAACCAUCUUUUGAGUUCCUGUUGGGCUACUUUUUGAUCCUAUCAUCAAAGAGUAUGCAGCACACCAGUAUGUUUGAUUUUGUUUUAUACUCUUUGAGAAGAAAUGUGUGUCUUUAUGAUAUGACAUGUUAAAAGACCAAAUUUUCAGUUUUAUAGUGGUCAAUUACAGGCUGCAGGCAACUUUUGCUUUCUUGAUAGGAAGUUUACAAGACUAAAUGUAAUGAUUUUGGAAACACUGUUUGCAUGAAUACUUAAUAAACCAGGGUGAACAUAAAUGACAGGACAAUGAUUUGUGUUUCUGAGCACAGAAUACCCAGUGAAUUAAAAUAACAAACAUAGGGCUUUGUUCGUAGUCAGAUAUACAAUGCACAGAGCUGUUUUUACACCAUGCAGUUGUAAAACAUUUGACCAGAGGCCAGAUCUUCCAUAUGGUAAACAAAGAGCCACAGUAGCGGUCAGCCAAAGGUGAAGUCCCCAGGCCAACAUGAUGUAGUUACAUAUACAUCCUCUGUAAUGCAACAAAUAGGUCAUUGCUGUUUAAAAUGCUGUGUUAAAUCAUGUGCUGUAGCUUUAGCCAUUGUUAAAGAUUGAUGUAUUUAAACUUCACUAACCAAGGCACCACUCAGGUGUAGUAAAUGUUUGAUUUGAUUUCACGCUCAGGAGCAGGAUACGUUAUGUCCAAACAUUUGUCUUGCUCAAGUGUUUGGAUGUCAGCACAAAUUAAUACAUUUAUGCCAGAAUACCUCAAUGUGAAAAUGUAUCUUCUGACAGAGACGGCAUUUCAGCUUGUGCCCUCAAACAGCUCUCAUUAGCAUAUAUGCUGCAUGAAGUUUAUGUGUGGCAUAUGUGUAGUAGGAAUGUAACUGUAUCUUUCCAAACAGCUGAAAUGUGAGCUUGUAAGGGUUGAUUAAGGUUGAUUUAAAUUGGUGAAGCAGAAACAAAUUUGUGGCAAUGCCCUUUUUUGAACAGCAGAGCUAUUAUCUGCCUUUUACAUAAUUUACAUAUCUUGUAUCUGAAGUUGUAGGUGUACAAAUUGGUGGCAGAAGUCAUGGAUUAUGCAAAUGAGAAUGCACUGCCAGUGUUCCCAAAACUAUAAAUGUAUCAUAUCCUAUCAUAUUAUAUUAUAUUGUAUUGUAUUGUAUCAAUUUUUAUUGUAUUGUAUCGGAUCGGAUCGUAUUACUGUAUCCAUGAAAUCAUAUUGUAUUGGUUAUAUUAUCUAUUUGUACUGUGUCAUAUCAUGCCACAUCAUAUACUACUAAGGUAGUUUACCACCACCAAAGUGUGACUGUGUGAGUGAAUGAAUGAUGUAUCCAAUGUAAAGCGCUUUGAGGGUCUCUGAUAAAGCGCUAUAUGAAAUCUGAUGCAUUAUUAUUAUUAUUAUUAUUAUUAUUAUUAUAUUGAAUCAAUCAAUAUUGUAUCAGUUAUAUCAUAUCAUAUCGUAUUGUAUCAAAUCAAUUGUAUCAUAUCUUGCCAUAAGGUUAAGUAUUAGAGCAGUGGUUCUCAAGCUCAGUCCUCGAGGUCCACUUCCUGCAUGUUUUGGAUGUUUCCCUGCUCCAACACACCUGAUUCAAAUGAUCAGCUCGUUAUUUAUUAAGCCAUUACAGAGCUUGAUAACGAGCUGAUCAUUUGAAUCAGGUGUGUUGGAGCAGGGAAACAUCCAAAACAUGCAGGACAGUGGGCCUCGAGGGCUGGACUUGUUAACCACUGUAUUAGAUGAUGGUAACAGUUGGGUGUCUCAUUUUCCAUAAAAUAAAGUCUUUAUGCUGUACAGCUUGUUUAAAGCUUAAACAGCAUAUUACAAGUAUAAUUCUCUCCUAUCCUGCUAUAAGUACAUGACACAAAUGCAAGGUAAGAAGAGUAAGGUUUCCGAUAGACUAUAUAAGGAUAUACUUUAUGCAAAGAAGUAAAUCUCCUGAGCAUAAUUCCUUGGUUUGAAAUCUGCACCUGCUGUGUGCAGUGGAUGUGAUGUGAUGUGAUCAUCACUGCUGAGGCCUGAAACAGCCUCUCCUGAGCAGCGCCGCCCCUCACUGCAGCCUCACUGUGAUAUGAUGCUGGAGCUUGAUGAGCACAUUGGUGCUGUAAUAAUUCUCUCUGCUGAGGGGAAAGCUCGCUUUACAGCUGUGUCUCUGUGCAUCCUCUGGAGCCUCUGUUUAUGUUUUUCUUGGCUCCUCGGGUCAUAAUCUUGCUGUCUUUCUCACACUCUGUCUUUCCCUCUCUCUCUCUCCGUCUUGAAUGAUUGUGUGGGCGUUUUUACUGUCUCUCUAACCCAGCCGCUGACUUGUAACUAAUAAGGACGAGGGCUGAGGGAGUGGGUGAGUUAGGAGGAAGAUGACUCCACUGAUAGUGAUGGUAUGAGACUGAUCUCCGCCCUGAGGCAGACUUGCCAAGGGUCAAGCUAUUCACUCAUGCUCAAAUUUAAUACGUGUAUGUUUAGUGGCCUUUACAUAUAACCUGUAAAUAUAUUUGUAACCCUGUUUUGAGGGAAAUCCUAACAUGUCGGAUGUCUACAUGUUCCUUCACAGUCAAAUUUGGAGUAGAAGUUUCACUAUUGAUGAAUUUUAGACACUUUGGUGUACACAUCGUGCACAUACCCACAUAAAACAUCACCUUAUUUAAAGGAGCAAGAGCAAUUUCUGUCUUGUUUCCUUAAUAAAGUGUUCCUCAGCCACUGAAACUCCCACAUUUGAGCUGAUUUAAAGGCAGGCCUGGAUAAUAUAAACAACAUUAGAUAAUUACAACGAAAAUGUGACUCCAAACUUGUAAAUUAAGCAAUUUCGUGUAAUCGUUGUUUACAAAUGUGACUCAUGCCGCAUCGAGGUGAGUGCAGAUGUAAUUUUCCUUUACUCAAGGUUAGUUUCUCUCGCAAAAAUUGUAGACAAAGGAGGGUGUCCCCCCUCUGUGUCAUCAAUAUUCAUAUUUACUCCAGUUUCCAUGGCUGCAAAACUAAUGAGCAGGGUUUCCUGUUGACUAAAAAUACCAUCCCUCUGAAGCUUUACUCUCAGCGGUUGUCAUCUUUAAUCUGUCAGCCUUUGAUCCUGUUUAAAGAGGACUACAACUGAUGGUGUGACACAGCUACACACACUCAAACACACACCUGGGUUACUGCAAUGCUCCAUCAAAUCACUGUCUGUUAUUUAAAGUAAAUGGUCUUGACUACACCCUUGUCCUGAUUUACAUUCAAACAUGUUGAGUUUUGAUGUAGGCAUAUUUAGUUGCAUAUGACAUUGUUUUAUUCUUGAAUCUUGCCCAGCAGGAUGUCAAAUUCAGUCUGCGUCAUACAAAAGUUGUUCAAACCCUGCAGGUUUUUCCACCGCUACAUGAAAGUUUUGUUACUCCUUGUAACAUUACAUCUCCAUCUUUUUGUUCUUCAGGGCUCAGCUGAUUCCUACACAAGCCGACCGUCUGACUCGGAUGUGUCCCUGGAGGAGGAGAAGGAGGGCGGCCGGCAGGAGAGGGAGCAGCAGGCCACUGUUCAGCUCGAGAGGGCAAAGGUCAGUUUGACUGGGGACUAUUUCAAGACAAUAGAGCAGCUUCUGUUCUGUACAUCAUAUAAAACACCUGCAGUCUCAGGUCAUGAACCAAAGACACACUGGGAGAUUCGCUGCUCGCACUAUUCUCAUCGUACACAUUUACCACAUCCAGGUGUACAAGGUGCAAUCUGAAUUCACUUCUUUUUCAUUGAUCAAAAACUGAGGAGACCAUGGAUGGUGUCUCUGCUGUCUUACAGACUAAAACAGUGGCGUUUGCUGUGAGGACAAAUGUCAGCUACUGCGGCGCCCUGGAUGAGGAUGUACCUGUAGCUGGCACUGCCGUCAACUUUGAUGCCAAGGAUUUCCUCCACAUCAAAGAGGUACAAAACAGCCACUGUGCAGCAGUGUUAGACCUGAUGCUCUGAAUACAAGUGUUUUUAAUUUUUAGUCCAUUUGGUUUGUAAAUGAUCUUAGCAGUCUUUUUUUUAAUGAGAGAUUGUACUAUACUAUACUUUGCUGUUUCUAUCUGAAAGACUGUUUUCUCCUCUCGUCUUCCUUUCUUGCCAUAAAACCACAAAUCAUAAGUUUGGUUCUCCAAAUGAAUUAAGGGUAUUGUUGAAAGUAACGUCCAAAUAAAAUAUCAGCGGUUCUGGAAAUUGUCACAGAAAGAGGUGAAAUCAUGAACCCCAUAAACGUAACGAGGACCCUUUUCUGUGGUUUGGUGUGCUUGAUCUUGUUGUCCCUGUCGCUGCUUUUGCCAUUUCUUUAUCAAAGUUUAAGGUGUAUAACUGCAGGUUACCAAAGCAUUUUAUCUACAUACAGUAUGUACUCAGUGAUGAUACAAAGCUCCAGAAGCUGAUGUAAAAAUAGUCUAUCUGAAAAAAACAUCCCCAUUUGGGCUCUUCUGGAUCUAUAAAUUAAGGCAAAGUUUGCAGCACUGUGAUGAAAAUGCAGGUUUAAUAAAUAUUGUUUUUGAACUCGUUAAAUCAGAGUUUAUUCUUGACCUGAUAACCUGCAGCCUAGAAAUCACUCUCACCAUAAGGUGUGUUUAGCAGCUGUUCAGGAGCAGCUGAUCCCCCCGAUCUGUCCUUUAUUACACAGCUGCUGCUGCGCUGUAAUACUAAUUUUGUCAGCGGGACAGAUGGCCCUCUGCUAUCAGGUCAUGUUUUUUACAGCCUCACCUUGUCGCCACAAUUUCAAACAAAUCUGCAACCUUGUUGUUCAAGACCUCUCUUUUAUUAUUAUUUAAAAUUCUACAGCUGUUUUCUAGAAAGAUAGAGCUUAAUUGCAAAUGUUGUUAUUCCAAACAUAUUUUCAUAAUUGAGCUCUGUCUUCUCCAUUUUCAUUAAUAUCUGUCCACUUGUAAGAUCAAUGCGAAAUCCUAAAGAUAUUUCAUCAUCCUUAAUCCCUCUGAUCUACAGAAGUACAACAAUGACUGGUGGAUCGGCCGUCUGGUGAAAGAAGGCUGUGAUAUUGGCUUCAUCCCCAGCCCUCUAAAGCUGGAAAACAUCCGACUCCAGCAGGAGCAGAAGAGAGGACGCUUCCACGGGUGAGUAGCAGAGGAGGAGGACUGGGUGAGAAGUGAGCUGAAGUUGCACUGAAGACAUGGCUCAGAGUGGAUAAAGACAGUCUGGGUAUUUGGGGACAUGUUAUGGAGAGAGCCACUUCAGGGAUGAGUAAACCUGGCAGUAGGAAGAACCAGCAGAUAGAGAGGAAAUCAGAUGGAUUAAAGCCAAGCUGUGAAGUGUGGUCCAAACUCUCUGAGGUGUGCCUGGAUCAAGGCCAGAUCUGAAUUUUCCAUCAGAUGGGCCGAUUGGAUUUCAGCCAAAGAGGCGAUUAGUGAUGCUUAGUGCCUCCAACCAAGCUCAGUUAAAAUAUUAGGGACAGAAAGAGCCAUUUUGCAUCUCUCUCACUGUUUCCUUUAGUCACUUUUCAUGUCAUCAUAGUCAGAUAUUGUUGCGCUCAUUUAUGUUACUGUAUGUUCCCGGAAGAUCAGUUUAGUGAGUUUAGUUUCAUUUGAUGCUUAGAAACACAUUAAUUUAAGCUCAAACUGUCAUGCUUUCAUUUGACGUGUUGUUUUUUAUCUUUCAGCUCAGGACAUCUAUUACACUUUCUAAGGGUUCAUAAUAAAGUCAAUUUAGAAUCACACUGUUCAGUGAUCAUCCAUUUUUAGGAUUACUAAGAGACAAACAGCAAAACUUGUUUUUCCUUUUUAAAUCCGUCAGUGGGUCACAGAUGUUUGUACAUUUUUGUGGAUUUCACAUUAACACAUUUCUUUUUCUGUCUCUUGUUUUCGUUGUAGCAGCAAGUCCAGUGGGAAUUCCUCCUCCAGUCUGGGAGAUAUGGUGUCAGGAACGUUCAAACAAAACCCAAACUCUGCAGGUCGGUCCCACAGAUACUCUUUCUGAUUCAUAGACAGACAUGUGUGUCUUCGCAUCUGCGGCCAUAUGAUGUACUUUAACGUGCUGGUCAAGUAUGCAUGACAAAAGCAUCUGAUCUUUCUUUCUUUUUUUUUUCAUUAACAGGAAAGCAGAAACAGAAAGUGGUGAGUUUGGCCAUUCUCCUCACUUAAUUGCAUUUUUACAUGGAAAAGUUAAGUGGAAAAGAUAAUUUUUGCCUCCUAAAAUCUCCUAAAGAAAUUGUAACUCACAUUUCUAUUGGUAAAUACGAGUUUUUAUAAAUGAUAAAUUUUAAUGCCUGUUAAUAUAAUGACCUUAAGGGUGGGAUUGUUGUUUGUUAAACAUGACCGUGCAGUUGUACGAUAAAAUGAAAGAGAAAAUACUUAGAUCCUUCCAUUGUUUGUUGUCUUUUUUUUUUUACCUAAUUAUGCAAAACUUGUAGCCUCACUAUCUUCAGAAUAGAUGAGUCAUAAACAUUCAUCCCUUGUUCAGUACAAAAAAAGAGAAAAAUGAUCUGUUCAGACCAAAAAAAAUUUUGUUUUAGGCUGUGACAUGAUCAUUUCCACAAACAUUAGCAUUUCUUACAUGGGUGUUAAUGGGGUCUCCUGGGCUUUUGGAGCCAGCCUCAAGUGGACACUCAAGGAACUGCAGUUUUAAACACUUAAGCUACACCAGUUACUAUAAAUCCAUCAGUUAUUUAGAAAUCAAGUUUAACAACUAUUGUCUGAUUCCAGGUUGCUCAAACAGAAUGUCUCUUUUCUAUAUUUGCUGAAACAACAGUAAACAUAACGUUUUGGUUUGAAAAUUGAAGGGCAUCAUCUGGCACUUUGAUCUCACUUUGAACUCAGACUGAUUAUUUCCGUAUUUUUUAGACAUUUAACAGACCAAUAAACAUGGAUGAACAGAGUGUCCAUUUUGAUUUCAGUCACGCCAAAGUCAGCGGGUCAGAAUAAAUUAAUUCGUUGCCGCAUCUGAGUCAGAGUCAGAUGCUUCAACCAAUUCUCAGAAGUGACUCUUCUCAAAAGUGACAAACCACUCACCCUGGCUCAUCCCUUGAUUACGUGCCCGUAAAUUAAAUCAAAACUGCGUGACUGUCGUUGAAACUAUGAAAAUUUUCAAUUUAAAUGGAAAUGAAACCUUGGAGACUUUGUCUUCUUUUUGAAUGUCUCAUGCUAAACCUUGUCUGUUGCUGUGUGUGUCCACCCAUCAGGCUGAACACAUCCCUCCAUAUGACGUGGUUCCCUCCAUGAGGCCGGUUGUCCUGGUGGGACCGUCUCUCAAAGGUUAUGAGGUAAGACACAUUGUCACUUUUAGAGACAUGUGACUCAGCCUCCUUUGCACAGCCGUUAUAUACCUCCAGCCUAAUAUCACUAAACCAACAGAUCACUACAAUGAUAAAUGUACAACCAAGUAGUCAUAAAGAAUUUUCUGUCUUACUGCAUUUUAUCAGGUAAAAUCAUAAAACAGUUGUGUGAUGUUUAUUGGAAUUAACUUCAAAAUGCCACUGAGUAGCUUUUAAUGGUUGUCCCACAAGCAGUGGGGAGACAUGGUGAGCCCAAGCUGACCAGCUCCAUGUAGCAUCAUGCCUGAAGUCCUCCCAUUUCGACAUCUGCUUGUUUCCCCUGAAGUUAAGCUUCCCAAAUGUACAGUCUUAAAGCUGGAAGUGCUCAUUGAUUAUCAGUUACCAUCAAAACCACAGGGCAAACAAUAAAGGAGAGAGCUGGAGUCAGUUGUCAUGGAAUCACAGUCUCAGCCUCCGAUUCUGGUGUUGCCGUGGUAACAACCUUCUGGGUAAAAGGCAUCGGUUUGAAAAAGUAGAGCAUGGCUUGAAAGUAGAAAAAAAAAAAAGAGUGACGUACUGUACUGUGGAGGAAGAUGUACGUCUGAACUACAUUUGAUAAUGGCUUGAACUGGGUUUUCUUGGAUUUUGGAGCCAGCCUCCAGUGGAGACUUAUUGAACUGCAGUUUUUUUGCACAUCGGCUUCAUUUUCAACACGUUCAUGAGAGCUCACUUUGACUUGUUUGCUCUCCUGUUGUGCAUUCUGAGUAUGUGUUAUAGUUUCGAUGUUCACAGAGUCUGCUAUUCACCUCAAACAUGCCUGGCACCUUCUUGUCUUCUCUUCCUCAUUUGUAUCUAAUUUCUUUGUCUCUUCCUCCUUCUCCUUUUCCCGCUCUCUCUCCCUGAUUUAUCGUUUCAGGUGACAGAUAUGAUGCAGAAGGCGCUCUUUGACUUCUUGAAGCACAGGUUUGACGGGAGGUGAGCAGCCAAACAAAGCAGCAUCUGUCACCCAGCAUGUCAUCCUGCUGUCAGUUAGCGCUGUAUGAAAUGUGUGUUAUGUUUUCUUACAGGAUAUCCAUCACAAGGGUAACAGCUGACAUAUCGUUGGCCAAGAGGUCAGUACUUAACAACCCCAGUAAGAGGGCCAUCAUUGAGAGAUCCAACACCCGCUCCAGCCUUGGUAAAGCUACAGGAACUGUCUCACUCAAUGAUGUGCAUGUCUUGUGGGUGUUGACUCUGUGAAUGUUGUUGAACUACCUUCAAAUUCCUUCUUUUCAUCACUUUUUGUGCUUUAUGUUGUUGUUCUGCUCUCACAGCCGAGGUCCAGAGUGAAAUAGAGAGGAUCUUUGAGUUGGCCAGGUCCCUGCAGCUGGUUGUGUUAGAUGCAGACACCAUUAACCAUCCUGCACAGCUCAUCAAGACCUCAUUAGCACCAAUUAUCGUCCACGUUAAAGUGUCCUCACCCAAGGUAAGAUAGACGGCUUUGAUCGUACAAAGCCAUCCAGUAAAACAGGGCUGAUUUAGCAUUUGGUGCAUCCUCAAAGGAUACUGAAGCAAGUUUUAAAGCUGCUGUUAAAUCUUUAAAGGGGAAAAGUUGUUUACCGUAAUUGUGUAUUACAUGGUACAGGAGGCUUUGGCUACAUGAUGAUAACUACAAUGAAGGCUAAAAUGAAAACAGUUCAGAGUGCAUACUCAAUGUCUUUCCGGUGCACCUAUCAAUAUAGACAGAGUCAGGCACCCUUUUGAAAUACCAACGUUUUUCAUCGAAGUCAAAGACUUUAAAUACAGCUGUAAUGAUUGAGGAAAGAGUGUUUGGUUUCUUGACUUGGAGUAUAAAAACCAGUCCUCUGUAUCAGAAAUCCAGAUAUUAUUCAAGUGAAAUUGUUGAAAGAUUUAAACACUUAGAGGAACCUUGAUACCAGUUUUUGAUCUGCGAAUGAAAGAUUCCGAAAAAUGGGAAAUAUGUCGACAAAGAGGAACGGCUCCAAUGUAAUGACUUUUCAUGAAUUAAAACGUAACUAAAACAAUGACGAGAAAAAAAGACUGAAAUCUAAAACUAACAGACAUUUUGUCUGAAGAAUAGGACUAAAUCUAAAAUAGCUGCCAAAUAAAUUCACCUUUUACUAUUUAAAAUGUUGCUUAUAAUUGUAGUCUUGAACAGUCAGGGAAGUUUUUGAGCUUCCUGUAAAAUGCAAAAUAGCUGAAAAACAUGUCAGUAACAGUUUGUUCUAUUUCUUCCCCUAGUUGCUCAUCCUUGUUGCUCUUUCAAAUGUUUUCAUUCUGUAAUUGGAGACAUUGUUCCCUCUGUUUUCUACUCUACAUGUUCUCCUCACAGGUGCUCCAGCGGCUGAUCAAAUCAAGAGGGAAGUCUCAAAGCAAGCACUUGAAUGUGCAGCUUGUCGCAGCUGAAAAACUAGCACAGUGCCCUACUGUAAGUAAACGUCAGAGACCCUUAAAGAUCCAGAGAAACAGCUUCCUAGCUUGGUGUUGUUCUGCUUCAGAUUCAUGAAACUUGAGAGAUAAAAUACAAAUGCAAUUUUCCUGUCUUCCUCUACUACCGCAGGAGAUGUUUGAUAUAAUCCUGGAUGAGAACCAGCUGGAGGAUGCGUGUGAACACCUGGCAGAGUACCUGGAGGCAUACUGGCGUGCUACACACACUUCACUAAGCACACCACUCAACCCCCUGCUGGGACGCAAUCUGGGCUCCACUGCGCUCUCUCCAUAUCCUGCUGCCAUUCAGGUGAACCUGUCAGAAAAAAUGACAACAAUGAAAGGCCAUUUUGUAUUCUUCUUCUGUGGUAGUCAAAGCCAGGACUGCUCAAUUAUUUAUCAGUGAUGUGUUUACAUGCUGUUUAUAUUUGUUUAAAAACAAUAUGUUACUUUUAUAACUGUAUGUACAGGGAAAAAGGGACAGUCACAUUGAAUCAGUGUUGUCUUUCUCCAACAGGCCCAAAGAAACCGAAACAGCAACCACACGACAACAGACCACUCCCCUGUUGAACGCCGCAGCCUGAUGCCCGCUGACGAGAACUACCACAAUGAACGGGCGCGAAAAAAUCGUAACCGCCUGUCCUCGGGCUCACAGCACAGCCGAGACCACUCCCCUCUGGUGGAGGAGGACUACCAGGACCCCUACCAGGAUUCUUACAAGCCUCACCGUAACCGAGGAUCCCCGGGAGGCUACAACCACGACUCCAGGCAACGGCUUUGAGCUGUAAACUAAAUGUCGGCCUGUCUUUCUCUUACCAACCAUGACAGACACGAGAGGCAAGGCUGUUUUCUGUAACAUGAAGAGACCACUACACUAAUCUGGACUUCAACAACCUCGUAUUGAUGUGUAGUACCUUUUUCCCCUCUGGCCUUGGUUCCUGCCAAAUGAGCAUAAGAACCUGACAAAUAAAAAACAUGCUUCUGGCUUUGACGUGAACAAGAGGACGGACUGGAUCCGAAAGUAGCACAAGAUUAGAGAAGUUUGAAAAGGAAGACUGAAGCUGGACCUGAUCUUAUUAUCCCCCAGAUGUUGCCUGUGAGUAGGUGUUCGGUGUAGGCUCUUCUGGACCCCCUCCUGCCAUCUCAGCUGUUACUGUAGCAUGCAGGUAGGACUGUACAGGUCACUACUUGCCUCAGCCAGACAGCAAGAGCAUCCAGCGGUGAUGAUGAGCACAGAACCUGUUUGCACGUGUCUAGGAGCUGCUAGAAGCAGAAUAUGAUGCAUCUUUAAUGCUCCUCAAGUUUGUUUGCCACUGUCCUCAAUGUGAGUGUAAUAAAUCCUGUGAAAGCUUGUUCCUAAAUCCAGAGAUUUUAACAUUUGUUUUCCAACAUGGAUGGUGUUUUGUUCUCUUUACCGUAGCGCUCUGUGCCCUCUUUUUGUUCAUUCUAAUGCAACUUUUUUUUCCAUCAAAACAAGACAGAUAUAUUAAAAAACAUGCAGAUAACUAUACACAUUAAAGCUCCACACACCAGAUAUGAGGUUUGAUAACUCGUAAAACUAUUUUUGUCAGUAGCCAUAUCAGAGGGUAGAUGGAUAUAUAUUUAAAUCUAGCAGAUACUGAUAUAUUUAAAACUCCAAACCUCAGGAAUAAGAGGUAGUUUAGAUGACAUGGAGGUGUCCUGACAGAUGUAGCCUUUCAGUCCCCACCCACCAGAGGGGCAUUAUUUGAUUCCUAGUUGUUUAAUGAUUAUCAUAUUAUAUGGUAGAGGAAUGCUUCCAGGGGAGGAGUCAGUAGAAAAGUCAUACCAGCAUGAUAUAUGUAUGCCAUACAUUUAUCAGCUGCUGUUGUCUGUAUAGAGCUUAGCAGGACAAACUGUGUGUAGGAGAUGUAAGAAUUGGGUUUUAGUUAGGGAUUAUGUCAGAGGGCUUCCAUGUGUAAAUACAGUCAGAAUAAUUGAGGAAAGAGACAUCAGCUGAUUUCAGGUUAAAUUUUCAAUAUAUGAAAAAACAUUCCAGUUAUUUUUUUCUUCCAAAUAUUUGCAGAUACUUCCCAGCAUCUAGAUAAAAAAUACUACAACAUUCCUCGGUCAAAUUUUAUGAUUAUAGAUUUUAUUGAAAUGAAUUUAAAAGAUAUUUUCUUUUGAGCAGCAAUUUUAAUAGGCUCUCUUCUCCUCAAACACAGCUGUCAUUGAAUCAAAUCUGAGUUUCGCUUAAGACUCCUAACAAAAAUGUGAAAGCACUUUUGCAUUCUUUAAAAUGUCCUCUCCAUGUUCUUUUUUCUGGAAAUAAAAAGCAGUUCCCAGAUCUUUUAAUCAGAUUCACUUACUUGAAUGCUGCCAGAAAAUACAUAGUUGAUAUCUCUACACUUUUAAACAGCAUAUCCUGGAAUCUCAUGGUUUAAGUGGUUGGUUUUAUUUCCUUUUGGGUCAUAGGCCAGGGGUGUCUUGUGCUUCAGUGACUCUGGAAAAUGUGGAUCAACACAGAGACUUGUGUUCUUAUCUGCCAUUCAUAGUAGCUUCUAUUGUUGUUGUUUCAAAGCUCUGGAGCAACAUUUUAAAAGAAGAGUUAAAUACUGCCUGUGAGAGAAUGAUGCAUUGAUUAGAAGUUUGUGUGCACUGUCAUUUUACAAUUGUAAUGAAAUAAACUGCCCUUCUGCUGUUGUAUGGAUUGUACUG